Messenger RNA from Rhizophagus irregularis DAOM 181602=DAOM 197198, 1755 nucleotides. Lineage: Eukaryota; Fungi; Glomeromycota; Glomeromycetes; Glomerales; Glomeraceae. The record is from RefSeq and is a predicted model, not a curated record.
AUGUGUGAUCAAAAUACUUACGAUACGCUUUCAUCUUGUGUAUCUUGUUAUUCUAAUGGAAACAGUAAUAUAAAAGCUGCAGACUUUAAGGAUUAUCAAAAAUCCUGUAAAACUUAUGGUUUUACAUUUGGUCCACCAAUUAAGGAUGAUUCUUCCCCAACUUCGAGUAUUGCAGUAAAAGUAUCAAUAGCAAUUGCUGGUUUCGUAUUUAUACUUGGAUGUGUCUUAAUUUGGUUUUGGUAUAAAAAGAAAUCUAAUUCAAUGAAUAAAGAUGAAGAAUUUAAACGUGAAAUCAUUUUAACAGAACAAGAAAGGUCUGCUCAUCAACCUCAUCCAUCAUCACCUAAUAAUAAUUCGAAAUCAUCAAAUCAAAGAUUAUCUAACAAUAAUAAAAAUUUGGCAAGUUGUAUGUGUGAUCAAAAUACUUACGAUACGCUUUCAUCUUGUGUAUCUUGUUAUUCUAAUGGAAACAGUAAUAUAAAAGCUGCAGACUUUAAGGAUUAUCAAAAAUCCUGUAAAACUUAUGGUUUUACAUUUGGUCCACCAAUUAAGGAUGAUUCUUCCCCAACUUCGAGUAUUGCAGUAAAAGUAUCAAUAGCAAUUGCUGGUUUCGUAUUUAUACUUGGAUGUGUCUUAAUUUGGUUUUGGUAUAAAAAGAAAUCUAAUUCAAUGAAUAAAGAUGAAGAAUUUAAACGUGAAAUCAUUUUAACAGAACAAGAAAGGUCUGCUCAUCAACCUCAUCCAUCAUCACCUAAUAAUAAUUCGAAAUCAUCAAAUCAAAGAUUAUCUAACAAUAGUACACAACCUCUGAAUCCAAGACUAUCAAAUAAUAGUUCUUCAUCACAGAAUCCAAGGUUAUCAAGUAAUAGUUCUUCAUCACAAAAUCAAAAUCCAAGGUUAUCAAGUAAUAGUUCAUCAUCAUCUCCGACUCAAAGAUUUUCAAGUAAUCCACAAUUACCAAUACAAAGGUUAUCAAGUAAUCCACAAUUACCAAUACAAAGAUUACCAAAUAAUAAUUUACAAAUAACAACUAGAUUACCAAGUAAUUAUUCUCAAUCAUCAUCUGAAAGGUACCCUAGCAGUUAUUCUCAUUCAUCAACUGAAGGUUUAUUACCUAGCAAUGAACCUAAUCUUCCAACUCGUCCAAGUUUAUAUACUCCUCCUAGUACAAUUCAAAUUCCAUCACAAUCUCAAUAUUUUGCUCCACAUUUUAAUAUUCCACCUCAACAAACUCAUUUUCUUCCACAACAACCUACUUAUUCACUAAUUCAACCAACUUCCGCACAAACUUAUACACAUCCACCUCCACAACUUCCUCAUUUUAAUAAUGGUAAUUCACUUCCUGGUCCUGAUCCCAUGUUUUCGAGAAUUCCUCUUCCCCCUCCCCCUCCUCCCCCUCCCCCUCGUAAUUAUUAUAAUCCUAAUAAUUAUUAUGGUGGUCAUAGUUAGAAUAUACUAUAUAUAUUACCAACGAGUAUAUAUUCGUUUUAUGUUAAAUAAUGUUUCUAAAUGUACUUUUAAUUUGUAUAAUAUUGUUCAACUGUAACUGUAACUUUAUCUUUUGUAAAUAAACUGAUUUAUAUUUUUAUAAUGUUAGUGUAUAAUAUUAGAGUCUAAUUCCAAACGGACUUCUAUUAGAACAAAUAAAGGAGGAUUCGUAUCGCAUUUAUUAUUCCGAAAUAAAUAAUUUUUGAUUAACUUGAGGCUUUUAUUAUUUCAUUUGCUAUUUCUUUGCGGUAGAAACAUUUUGGCUUC